Necator americanus (New World hookworm) is the source of this 1218-nucleotide messenger RNA. RefSeq lists its product as uncharacterized. Bases 1 to 1218 code for a protein of 405 amino acids. The record is from RefSeq and is a predicted model, not a curated record. The transcript is spliced from 12 exons. NCBI's taxonomy places the organism in Eukaryota, Metazoa, Nematoda, Chromadorea, Rhabditida, Ancylostomatidae.
AUGGCAGAUCGGGAUUUGAUAAAAAGUCUACAGGAGAAACCUUCUGAUGUGGAGCUCCGUGUCCGAAAUCAUGUCGUUAAUCUCUUCCGUGAUGGAGCAUUGCCAUCACCUAUAGCGUCAGCAUUGUGUUCCGACAAUAGUUGCUAUGCAUGUUACAUUGCUCUCGAACUGUUAAUGGAAAAUAAACACCUCACAAACGAGGAUGAAAAGGAUGCGAUUGCAGUUGCAGCUUAUUUGGGAGACGACAAUGAAAAUGGAUUAAUGGAAGGAUGUGAUACGACUAUUCUCAGAGGACGAAAAGUUCCACGUGCAAGUAAAUGGAAAUGUAAACUUAGUGCUGCUUGGAAAGCUUCGGUACCUCCACAACUUAGAAAAUCUGUUGCUCUUGGUAUUUCACCAGGUGCGAAAGAUAAGCCGCAUCCAGAUUAUGUUAGUAAAACCGUCCACAACGCUGAAUGCUACUCUUGUAGAUCCAGAUAUGACAGUCUUUACCAGGAAUUCAGCCUGUAUAGGUAUCCACAAGAGCCGAAUGAACUUGGUGCUCCUGUACUACUUUCUAAUUGCUCCUCACUUGCUGAUGGAGUUCUUGUUGCUAGGAUUUUCCAUAUCUACGUCAAUGGUCGCAAUGUUUCAGAUUGCGCAUUAUACCAGCCACAUCAAUUCUCAAAAGUUUUCAGAAGACCGGUUUUGACGGAUAUAAUUUUGCUCGAGAUGGUUGAUGCUCCAUCAACUACUUUAUCCGAUUUUUACAAACUUCAACUCAAUGGUUUCGUACACGAAAUUGAAGCGAACGGAACGUGGUGCUGGGCACGUGGUACUAUUUUUUCUGAUGUUGAAAUAAUGUCGACUUGCAUGAUUGAAGCUGCUGUGUCGGUUAGAGCUGUAGCUUGCAACUGUGCAAAGCAACAACGGAAAGUUGUGAGUUGUGUGGAAACUAUCAACAAAUGGCUGAAUAUUAUGGGUCUUGAUAAGAAAGGUUUCAGAAGCAGAUUUUUGCGAGAUCUUCUAGAUGUUGUUUGGAUAAUGUUGUUAUUUUUAUGGAAUUACUGGUAUAUAACUUCUAUGCGUGGGAGAGGAGCGAUAGUAUACAAUGCAACUUUUAGUGCAAUAUCAAUCCUUUUCUUAACUUGCUUGUGCUCGUUCCGAUUUUCAAAGAGAAAAAAAGGAAAGUUCAUAGUCCCUUUCUUUUCCAAUAUUUUGGUUGCAACUGGUAGUUGA